AUGAAUAAAAUUAAGCUCUCCUUUAGAAGCUCAUAAAAGCAAAAUCAGUUUUUUACUGAUUAACUUCCAAUGCUAAUAUUUUUUUAUGAAAGAGUCUGUAUUUUUGGAUCAAUAAGUGCAGUAAUUAUUUUUUCUUUAGAAUUUAUAUACCCAAUAGGAUUUGGCAAUAGUAAAUAUCUUAUAAUUUGUUUACCACUAAUAUUUUUUAUAUCCUUUAAACUCAUCAAAAAAUACCCAAAAUUAUUUAACUACAUUUUACCCAUCAAUAAUCUAUUAAUUGGUUUAUUCUACAAUAUCAACCUUUUAUUUAAUUUUAUACCUGACUUAAAUUUGAUGAUUGGAUAAACUGUUGUUUUAGUUUAAUUCAGCCUACUUUUGGGUUCAAACUUUUUGUUGAAUAUGGCUAUUAUAAUAUUUAACUUUUCUACUUUAAUUUUAGUUUAAACAGUAGUUUAGCACUCAUUUAAUGGAAAUUAAGUAAUGUUAAUACUAGGUAUUUUUAUUCUUUAAUAAUUCAGCUCUUAUCUUAACUUGUUUAUCAUAUUAUUCAAAUGAAUACCAAAAAAGAGAGUUUUUCUUACUUAAAUAGAGAGAUGAUGUGUAAUAUGGUAGUUUAAUAGAACCAUUUAGUAUAUAACUUAUGAAGGUUAAGUAUGAUAAACGAACAAAUUUUAUCAAAUUAGAAUCAAAAAAUCAAGCAUCAGAAGGAUUUUAUUUUUCUACUUAAGAAGAGUUUAGAUAAUUUAUAAGAUAAAUUCAAAUUCCAAAAUAACAAAGGAGUACAUUGAUAUAAUCAAGACUUUCAUCAGCAAGAUUAAAGAAUGAUUAUUAACAAUAAAAUUCUUAAGCUAAAAUAACUAGAUUAUCAAUUCCAAAUUUUGAAAAUUCAGAAACACUUGAGUAAUUACUUCAUAAAUCAUUCACUAAUUAAAAAACAGAUAAUAAUGAUUUUUUAUAAGGUUACGAUACUAUUGCAAAAUGCGACUAUAAAAUAAAAAUCCUAUAUAUAAUUGAAAAAGGAGAACCAAAAGCAAUUGUGUUACUUUAGUAAAAUGAAAUAAAAAGACAAUUGAUUAAAGCCAAAUAAUCUAGAGAUUAUUUAAGGAAGGUAAUCUCUUAAUUCCAAUCCUUAUUUGAAAUUAGAAUAAAAUAAAUCAGUUCACUUUUAAAUCCUAAAAAAUAAUUAUCUUAAGCUAUAUUAUUCUCAGAAAUAUCAUUUCGCUUAGUUCAAUUCAUUUCAGAGUAUUUUUCAAUAUGUAUUAACAAAAAUGAUAUUCCUAAAUUGAAAAUCUCUACAAUUAAUAUUCAUGAACUAUUACAAUAAAUAGAAAAUACUAUUAAAGACUAUUUAAAUUAUAAAUAGAUAAAAUUUUCUUAUUAAACAGAUGACAAUUUAAUUAUUACAAAUAACGCAUAUUUGAUUACACAUCUAAUAUUAAGUUUAUUGUGUUUCCUUAUUCAAAAAUCUCCAAUAUAAAUUGUUUUAUUAAUAAAUUAAGCUAACCAAUCAAAACAUUUGAAAGUAGAUAAUGUUGAUGAAAUUAUAAUUCAAAUUUAUGCUUAAUUUUUAGGUUCUCCAAAAAGAGUAUUUGAAAUAGAUUGUUUUAACUAAAUGAUAAAAAAAGUAUUAAAGAUUAUUGGUCCAAAUGGUUAAUUGAUAAAUGAAGACAAUACUAAUUAAUUUAGUUAGGAAAUAAAGUUUGAAUGUGUUAUCUUUAAGAAUAUAAACUCUUUUAAAGACAUUUUUUUAAAAUUCUGA
This is a messenger RNA of Paramecium sonneborni, 1759 nucleotides long. NCBI's taxonomy places the organism in Eukaryota, Ciliophora, Oligohymenophorea, Peniculida, Parameciidae. The record is from the annotation of a GenBank genome assembly.